UAGGGACGCACGCCGCCUGGCUAGGGCCAGCACGCCGUGGUGCGUGGUGGAAGUAGGAAUCUCUGGUGCAGGAACGCGAAACCAGGUUGAGUGAUUCAUGGAGGGAGUAAAAGGACACGACUAGGGAGAAGUGAUUUCCAAAGGAUCAAGGCUGAAGCUCGAGCUGGUGGUUCUGGUAACUGGGUGAUAUGUGAAAUGAAGCCAACAGGUACAGACCCGAGGAUCUUAUCUCUAGCUGCUGAGGUUGCAAAAAGCCCUGAACAGAAUGUCCCUGUUAUACUGUUGAAAUUAAAAGAAAUAAUAAACAACACACCUUUAGGAAGCUCAGAGUUGAAGAAAAUCAAACAAGAUAUAUAUUGUUAUGACCUCAUUCAAUAUUGCCUCCUGGUCCUUGGUCAGGAUUGUUCUCGAAUCCAGGGUGGAUGGACUACAGUUUCCCAGCUUACACAGAUAUUAAGCCAUUGCUGUGUGGACUUAGACCCCGGAGAAGAUGCAGAGGAAUUUUACAAGGAAUUACUUCCAUCAGCUGCAGAAAAUUUUCUCGUUUUGGGGAGACGAUUGCAAACGUGUUUCAUCAAUGCAGCUAAAGGUGAAGAGAAAGAUGAAAUACUGCACUUUUUCCAAAUUGUGACUGAUUCUCUCUUCUGGCUAUUAGGAGGCCAUGUUCAACUCAUACAGAAUGUACUACAAAGUGACCAUUUCUUACACUUACUGCAAACUGACAAUGUUCAAAUAGGAUCUAUAGUCAUGACUCUGCUACAGAAUAUACUACAGAUCAACAGUGGUGAUUUACUCAGAAUAGAAGGAAAAAUCCUGCAUUCUAUUUUAGAUGAAGUUAUUUUCAAGAUUUUAUCAACUCCUAGUCCAGUCAUAAGAAGUACUUCUACAAAGCUCCUACUGUUGAUGGCUGAAUCCCAUCAGGAAAUUUUGAUUUUACUGAGACUAAGUUCCUGCUACAAAGGACUCAGAAGUCUACUAAAUAAACAGGAAACUGGAACAGAAUUUAGUCAAGAACUUACACAACUUGUUGGUCUUUUAAGCCCUCAGAUAUAUCAAGAAGAAGACCAGAAACUACAUCAAGCUGCUUGCUUGAUUCAAGCUUAUUGGAAGGGUUUCCAGACUAGAAAAAGAAUAAAGAAACUUCCAUCUGCUGUGAUUACUUUGCAAAGGAGUUUCAGAUCUAAACGAACAAAGACACUGUUGAAACUAAAUAGGCAGAAGGAGGAAGAUGAUCUCAGAUUACAAUUGCAGCUUCAAAGACAUAGAGCCAUGAGACUUUCUCGAGAAUUACAACUGAGUAUGCUUGAAAUAGUUCAUCCAGGUCAGUUGGAGAAAUACAAUCGGGAAAUGGAAGAGAAAUCAGCACUAAUUAUCCAGAAACACUGGAGAGGGUACAGAGAAAGGAAAAAAUUUUACCAACAGAGGCCAUCUCUUACAGAGUAUAAAGCAGCUGUCACACUUCAAAGAGCAGUACUUAAGUUCCUAGCAAAGUGCCGUAAGAGAAAGAAACAACUUGCUCCUUGGCAAAGACUCCAGGAACUCACUGAUGCACGCAGACUUGAACUGAAGCAACAAGUUGAUGAUUAUAUCAGAAGACAUCCAGGUUCUCAGAUGUCAGGUGUAGCCAGCAAGGAGCUCCAUGCCCAAGCUCAGGAACAACUACAGCACUACUUUAUGGGUAGGACCCUGGAAGAAAGAGCUCAGCAGCACAGAGAAGCUCUUAUGGCUCAGAUCAGCACCAAUAUUGAACAGUUAAUGAAGGCACCAAGUCUGAAGGAGGCAGAAGGGAAAGAACCAGAGCUAUUCCUAAGUAGAUCCAGGCCUGUGGCAGCCAAGGCCAAGCAGGCCCAUCUCACUACACUGAAACACAUACAAGCACCCUGGUGGAAGAAGCUUGGGGAAGAACCAGGUGAUGAGAUUGAUGUUCCAAAGGAUGAGCUUAAUAUAGAAUUAGGAACAUUAUUCAUUGGUGGAACCAAACCCCCUUAGGGAAUUGCUAUGAAAAUUGACACAAAUUUUAUAUUUCAGGAAAUUGUAUUACUUUUGCCUCUGGCACAUACUGUUAGACUAAGGCUAUUGUAAUGUGGUUUUCCAGAGGUUUUUCUCCAAGACUUGCAGGCAGUAAGCAAAGAGUUAUCAUCUACCUCUCUUUCAAUUUUCCUUUUCUUUUUUCUACACCCCUAUAUAUAGUCACACAUACAUAUUUGUGUGACUUUCAUUGUGGAACUAAACUUGGCAUGGCAUUAUAUUGUUGAUUAAAAUGUGAAAUGUCUUUUGUUUCUGUAUUUGACAACUAAAUGUUUUUUCUAAAUAAAUAUUUUCAACAGUUC
This is a messenger RNA of Sciurus carolinensis (gray squirrel), 2330 nucleotides long. It is a transcript of the gene Iqcb1, whose product is annotated as IQ motif containing B1. Gene Ontology annotation, cellular component: cilium. The transcript is spliced from 15 exons. The coding region runs from base 196 to 1989 and encodes 597 amino acids. NCBI's taxonomy places the organism in Eukaryota, Metazoa, Chordata, Mammalia, Rodentia, Sciuridae. Gene Ontology annotation, molecular function: calmodulin binding. The record is from RefSeq and is a predicted model, not a curated record. Gene Ontology annotation, biological process: cilium assembly.